AUGCAGCUAACGGUGAAAGUCCACACGCUGGGCAACCAGACUGGGGUGCUGAAUGUCAGUGAGAAUGACUUUGUCGAAUCAGUGAUUUCCAAGUUGGAAAAGAGGUAUGGCAUCCCUGCAGCGCAGCAGCGAGUGCUGUACGAAGGCCUUGAUGGCCGGUGCUCUGACCUGCAUCGUGGCCGCAAGCUCAAGGAGUACAACUUGGCCCACCACGUGCGCUUCAUCCUAGCGAAGGCGUUGCCAGCCAAGCCGAAGGGGUCGGCCCCAGACUAUAGCGCCGAGUGGCAGCCGUCCAGGCGGAGGGCCAAGGUGGGCUUUGUCUUUCUGCAUGUGCCUCCUUUCAUCGCAAAGGGUGAACCGUUUGCCACCCCGUCCUCAGAAGCCUGCGCCGACAUUCAACGAGGCAAUGCCUGGUUUGAUCGUAUCCGUGAACCUCAUAGCUACUUUUGGCAGGUGCAAGAGGCAAUGCGGUUCCCUCGUCUCCUGCACCUCCCAAUCGGCCUGUUCCGCGUGCCAACGAAGAGCCCGGAGGCCGAGAGCUCCGACCACGCAGCCGUCCCACUCCUGGUCGCCGCCGAUUACAGGCUCUGGUGUCUGCACGCCGAAGGCACCUUCAGACUUGCCUUUGGUGGAGCCGCAAGGAUCAUCUCGCGCGGUGAGGGCGGCGACUCCCGGAGCUCCACCUGUGUCGUCCUCUCCAUUCUCGGGCACAGCGGCAGCGUCUCUCUCUUGGCGUCACACGGAUACGUCGCUGCGAUCUACAGCGGGUUGGUCGACUUGGAGUCGGCUCUCAAAGCAGUCUCCAAGGGAUACUUGGCCCACCUGCGAAUGGAGUAUUCUGUGUUGAAUGAGAAGAGAAUCCUCAAGAUGCUGGACACACCAUUCGUCGUACGGCUUCUGGCCACGUACAGCGGCAGAGAGCACGUCUACUUUCUCCUCGAGGCCGCGCUGGGCGGGGAGCUUUUCACCACUUACGAGCGCCUCAAGCUUUAUGGUUCGGAGGAGCACGCACGAUUUUACGUGGCCUGCGUCACAGAGGCGCUGACGCAUCUUCACGAGAAGCACGUGAUCUACCGGGACCUGAAACCAGAGAACCUCCUGCUAGAUGUUCGAGGUUUCUGCAAGGUGACGGACAUGGGACUCGCAAAGAUCACCACAAACGCCACGUUCACGAUGGUUGGAACUCCAGACUAUAUGGCGCCGGAGGUGAUUGAACAAAGUGGACACACCAAGUCUGUCGACUGGUGGACUCUGGGCGUGCUGCUGUUCGAGCUGUUAGCAGGACACGCACCUUUUGAGUCCAAAUCAGGCAAUGCCCAGGAGACCUAUGCCCUCGUAAAGAAGGGCAUUGAGACGGUGCGGUUUCCAGAUUCCGUGAAAAGCGAAGCUGGCGCGUUGGUACGGAAUUUGUGCCACCGGAAUCCGGAUGUGCGUCUCCGCACACCGCAGCUCCGGGACCACAGCUUCUUCCGUGGCUUUAACUGGAAAGGCCUGCAGAAUCUUCAAAUCAAUCCUCCGCUGGUGCCGCAGGUCCGAGGGCCUCGAGACCUGACAAACUUCCGCGACUGCGAGCACGAAGACCCGCAGGCUAUGCCAUACCAGGACACAGGCAGCGGCUGGGACAUCGGCUUUGAGGACGACGUGCUCAGUGUUGGUGCCACAGCAGCAGCCGCGGCUGCGCCAAUGCUGUCCCUCCCGACCUGCGGAGCAACACCGUCGGGAACUCCGCAGCGUGUUCCUGCGGCAGCAAGCAAUGCAUCCAGCCCGGGAUACAGGGCAGCUCCACUCGGCACCUCCCCGCAAGCUCCUCAAGCAGCGCACCCGCAGCAACGGCGCCUGCUGAGUCCCCCUUGCUCACCGCGUGGAACGGCGCAGCGGCCGCAGACAGCGCGGGUGCAGGGCGGGGUUGCCAACGCAGCCCGGAAUGCAUGGCAGGCGCACGCCGACAGGAAGAUGGCAGCUGGCGCAGGAAGCUUCGUCCCGCCCAUCAUUCGCUCUGGCGGUGGCCUCCAGUCACCACCCUCAAGCCCGGUCAUGGGAGGAGGCGACAGCAAAGUGAUGAGUUCUUGA
Molecule: messenger RNA, 2070 nt
Organism: Symbiodinium pilosum
Lineage: Eukaryota; Dinophyceae; Suessiales; Symbiodiniaceae
Source: the annotation of a GenBank genome assembly